AUGGCUCGCUUGAUCGUUACUCUGUUGGCGGUCGCGGCUGUUGUUCCGUAUGUGCAGGCUGACUAUUGCUGCUCCGCCCUGGCACUCACUUCCUUGAGAAGUCGCCUGCUAUUCCCCGGUCAAGACGCGUACGAGACGCGGGAGGACUCUUACUUCGACGUGAAGCAGCAAGUCAUCACACCCAAUUGCAUCGUCCAACCCAAGACAGCCAAGGAAGUCGCACUUGCUGUCAAAACUCUUACAGCCGCCAGUCUACUGAAGUCGUGCAAAUUUGCGAUCCGCAGUGCUGGUCACACUCCCUACGCUGGAGCCUCGAAUAUCGAGCAUGGCGUCACUCUCGAUUUGCAUUACCUCAACACCGUUCAGUAUGAUGCUCAAAACACUCUCGUCAAGGUUGGUCCUGCGGCGACGUGGGACGACGUAUACAACGUUCUUGAACCUCUCAAUGUGAUGACGAGCGGUGGGCGUUCAUCUACAGUCGGAGUCGGCGGCCUUACACUUGGUGGUGGUAUCUCAUACUUCUCGCCAGGACGGGGCUUGGUCUGCGAUAACGUGAUCGAAUUCGAAGUCGUUCUUGCCGAUGGUCGUAUUGUGACCGCCUCCAAGACCUCCUAUCCCGACCUCUUUGCUGCCCUCAAAGGCGGCAACAAUAACUUCGGCGUCGUCACUAGCUUCAAGUUUGGUACCUUUGACUACACCGGCCUCUGGGGUGGCCUUGUCAUCUACCCGGAAUCGACCAUACAAGACCACUUCAAGGCCCUCAUCAAUUUCUCCAACAACAUCGACAAACAACCCAAGGGUUCGGCCAUCGUCAUGCCGGUAUACCAAAGCUCCGCAGGUGCUGAUUUGAUCUUGAAUGCGUAUGAUUAUGCUGAGCCAGUACCAAGACCGGCAGCCUACGAUGAGUUUCUAGCGAUUCCUGGCAACAUUUCCGAUACCACAGGAAUUAGGAACAUGUCGUCGCUGGCGGCAGAGCUUGCAGGUGCUACAACCCAUAGCGUAUACUUUGGCACACUCACUUUCGCCAAUGACCUCCGCGUUAUGACUAAAGCGCAUGAAAUUUACAUGGACGUACUCUCCAACCUCAAAGCCAAAGCGACGGGCGACUGGCAGAUCUACGUUCUUUACCAACCUCUUCCGCCUUCGUACUGGCGGCAGAGCGCCUCUAAAGGUGGUAACAUGCUGGGUCUGGAACGUUUCGGCGAACAAGUGUUGUGUCUCUACCAACCCUACAUCUCUUGGCAAGGCGCAGAACAAGAUGCCCUCUUCCAAGGCGCAGGCGCAGAUCUCGUUAACCGGAUUCGCGAGUAUGCUGAGAGUAUCGGCGCUGACAACCCAUAUCUCUACCUGAACUAUGCGGAUAACACACAGGAUCCGCUGGCCAGUUAUGGCUCCGAGAAUGUGAAGAAGAUGAAGGCGGCGGCAAAGAAGUAUGAUCCUUCUGGUGUUUUCCAAAAGCUUGUACCGGGUGGCUUUAAGAUCUCGAACGUUCGAUAG
Messenger RNA from Alternaria burnsii, 1497 nucleotides. Its product is annotated as fad binding domain-containing protein. The transcript has 4 exons. Bases 1 to 1497 code for a protein of 498 amino acids. Gene Ontology annotation, molecular function: FAD binding. NCBI's taxonomy places the organism in Eukaryota, Fungi, Ascomycota, Dothideomycetes, Pleosporales, Pleosporaceae. The record is from RefSeq and is a predicted model, not a curated record.